Molecule: messenger RNA, 1863 nt
Organism: Hylaeus anthracinus
Lineage: Eukaryota; Metazoa; Arthropoda; Insecta; Hymenoptera; Colletidae
Exons: 3
Coding region: 495-1631 (378 amino acids)
Biological process (GO): regulation of transcription by RNA polymerase II
Cellular component (GO): transcription regulator complex; nucleus
Molecular function (GO): DNA binding
Source: RefSeq, a predicted model, not a curated record
AGAAACUGUCGUUAAUAACCAAAGGUUGAUGCGACGUUAAAUAUGUAAUAAAAAAAAAAAAAAGAACUACAACCAAUUUUAUAUCGACGGUAUAAUGACUUUGCAAGAACUCUAGAAAACGAUCACAAAAACAGCGGAUGAUUGCAUCUUUCCGUAACAUUUGAGCGUAUCCUUUCCAUAUUAAUUUGAAUAGCAGAAUAAUAAGUGGUGCAAACUUGUAUGAUGACCUGAUAAACAAAUAAAAAAUGUGUUCUACUCCAGAGAAAAUUUGGGGUAGAAAUUCAGGACCGUAUUUAUGAAUACAUGUUCCGGUUUCUGUACUGCGUAUUACUCAGGUAGUGGCUCACGCACAAUCCCCAGUGUCCUCUUCAGAGUUCUUUCAUACAGGCACACGAUUGGGGCACUCAGUCCUUACCACGGAGACCUGGCACUGUGCGACUCAUGUGCCUGCUGCGUCGCUAGUAGUCACCCUUAACUCACCAGGCACAGAUCACAUGCAGAAACAAGCGAAAAUUUUUGACGUAAAAGCGUUUAUCGAAGAAGUCAGGAAACGUCUUCCCAUUUGGGACUCGACUAACGUGAACAACUCUGACCCGAGAAAGAAGAAACGAUGCUGGGAGGAAAUACAUUUAGUAGUCCAUCCAAACUACAAAGACAUGUCUCGCCAAGAAAAAGCUAGAGUUGCUCACGAUAUACGUAAAAGGUGGAAGAACAUUCAACAGAAUUACAAACGAGAAAUGGACAGGAAAAGGUUGAUUGAUUAUGACCCAAACCGGUCUGGGACACCCUAUCUCGACAGUUUAUCGUUUCUGGAACCAAUAAUUUUGAAUCAAAAGACGAAUUCGGAAGGAAAUGAUGAUGUGGAAGGAGAGGAGUUCCAAAGUGAACCAGAAGAUGCCCAAGUAUUACCUGAUUCUUCCCAACCAGUGUCUUCUAAAUGUGGAGGUAGCAAAAGAAGAGCUAUUGAGAAGGAAACAAAAUCCGAACCAUCACAAACAGGAUUUGUUUGUAAGGGAAUCAAAAGAAAAGCUACCGAGCUUAAUCUCUUACAAGAAGAAGAAAUUCUACCUGAGUCAUCUCAAUCAGACUCUUUAGAAUCUAGAGAAACCAACGGUAAGGCUACCAAGUCUAAUCAUCUUGAAAAGGAGGAAACUGUGUUUAAACCAUCUCAAUCAGGAUCUUCAGAAUCUAGUAGAACCAACAGUAAGGCUACCAAGCCUAGUCACCUUGAAAAGGAAGAAACUGUGUUCAAACCAUCUCAAUCAGGAUCUUCAGAAUCUAGAAGAACCAAUAGUGAGACUACCGAGCCAAACCGCGUAGAAACGGAGCAAACGUUGCCAAACCCACCUCAACCAGGGUCUUUCGAGUCUGGAGGACCUACAAGAGAAUCUCCCAAGGGAGACUGCAUAGAAGAACUUACACGAGCUGUGAUCCAAAGUCUUUUGCAAAGACGUGCUCCAGAAGUGGACGACGACGACGACAAACAUUUCCUGUUGUCCCUUUUAAACGCAACGAGAGCUGUUCCGAAUCACCUGAAGUUAACGAUGAGGACAGAAAUGAUGCAAGUUGUCGCAAAAUAUCGCGACAUGGGUGCACAUGUCUCUUUGAAAUCCAAACAUCCUCCAGCCUAAUCAUUUAGCCCGAUGCAAUUCAUAAUUAAGUAAUCACUGUUAUCUUAGGCCGAUCGCACACGGCGCAACCGAUAUGAAAUUAGUGUUACACACCGUUUGCGCUUGUUGUUUUACCUACUAAAGAAUUGGAUCCACGGUCGCAUGCAACUAGUUUCAGAGUGGUUUGAAAUUAAUCGGUUGCGCCGCGUGCGAUAGGCCUUAAUCAUCAAAUUAUUGUACGAUUGCUAUAUGA